AGUGUUUGUGAUUUGUGUCCUAAUCGUGUGUGAUAAUGUAUCUUCUAAUUUUUGUAUAUCGUCCAAAUAUAAAGGACGCUCAACAUUGAAUACAGACGCUGGGAUUUUUUUGGAGGUGUCUCUUUUUCGUUUUGAAAGAGGAAAAUCUCGCGAAAAGAGACAAUGGCGUAGCUAGUUUACUCGAUGCUGCUUUGUAUCCUGCUUUGUUAAAAUAAUUACAGGCAGUGAACCGAUCGAAACGUGAAAAAAAAUUUAGUGAAAGUGUAAAAUUCAUGUUUAUUUUCCAAUAAAGUGAUAAGCAUUAAAAAUUUAGAUUCACUUGUUCUUCCUAUUUAUUAUUGUGUGUACAGUGUUUUUUGCUUUACUCGACGAAUUUUUCAGGAAGUCUAGAGGAAUUAUUAUUACAAUGUACAGUGAUAUGUGUGGAUACGUUCUCUUACUGCUGCUGAUUCCCUACAUCGAAUGUGCUAAUCGACUAAACGAAUACAUUCGACACUUUGAAGUCCUUAAUUAUCCUACACACGAGCUACACCGAAGUCAUUUAAGAGCCAAAAGAUCAGUGACUCGUGACAAUACAGUAUCGUUAAAAUUUAGUGCCCAUGGAAAAAACUUUCAUCUUCGACUCAAACGCGAUCUAAGUACAUUCAGUGAUAAUUUAUUGAUAGAGGGUCCUUCUGGACAGCAAGAGGGUCUUGACACAUCCCAUAUCUACGAAGGUCAUCUUGCAGGUGAACCGGGUAGUCGCAUUUUUGGAAGUAUAAUUGAUGGUGUCUUUCAAGGAAAAAUUGAAUCGCCACGACAUGGGGCAUGGUUUAUAGAAAAAGCUCACUAUUACUUUCCUCAUCAUGAAGUUAAUGAGACAUUGCACUCGGUGAUAUAUCAUGAGAACGAUGUUGGUGAUCCAUACGCUGACAUUAGAACAGGUUCUGGAGGCUGUGGAAUUACUGAAGAUGUGAUACAGUGGAUGAAUAACAUUCAGAAUUCCGGCGAACCUGAUCCUCCACCACCACCACCAAAAACAAAACAAGACAAAAUUCCAAAGGUAAAACCUUGGAGUGGAGAUGGCGAAACUCCAAGUCAUAAGUACAGUAAGGAAGCCAAUGAUCAUCUUAGUCAAAGAUCGAAAAGAGCUACAAAACCAAAGGAGGAAAAUAAAAAUACAACAUGCUCACUUUUUAUUCAAACGGAUCCCUUAAUAUGGAGACAUAUAACCGAGCAGCUCCAUCAAGAUCCAGAAAAGACUAAAGAAGAAAUUUUAUCAUUAAUCGCACACCAUGUCACUGCCGUUAAUUAUAUUUAUAGAGACACAAGAUUUGAUGGGAGGGAAGAACAUAGAAAUAUUAAAUUUGAAGUUCAGAGAAUAAAGAUUGAUGACGACUCGUCAUGCAUUCCAACACAUACUGCAUCUCGCACAACAUCUCGUUCGACUUCUCGUUUAACGUCACGUACAACGCCUCCAAAUAAUUCCGAACAGAAUCAAUUUUGUAUGGAAAAUAUUGAUGUUAGCAAUUUUUUGAAUCUUCACUCGUUAGGAAAUCAUGAGGAUUUUUGUUUGGCUUAUGUGUUCACUUACAGAGAUUUUACUGGUGGUACUCUUGGUCUUGCGUGGGUAGCAUCAGCAUCUGGAGCUUCCGGUGGAAUCUGUGAAAGAUACAAAACCUACACAGAAACAGUUGGCGGAUCAUAUCAAUCCACUAAAAGAUCCCUCAACACCGGGAUAAUUACUUUCGUUAAUUACAACAGUCGAGUGCCUCCUAAAGUUUCGCAGCUGACUUUAGCCCACGAGAUUGGACACAAUUUUGGUUCACCGCAUGAUUUUCCACCUGAAUGCAGACCAGGCGGACUUCAUGGAAAUUAUAUAAUGUUCGCCUCAGCAACGAGUGGCGAUCGCCCAAAUAAUAGUAAAUUUUCAAAGUGCAGUAUUGGAAAUAUCAGCAAUGUGUUGGAUGCAAUUGAUGACAAAAAGAAAAAGAAUUGCUUUUCAGCUUCCGCUGGAGCAUUUUGUGGUAACAAAAUUGUCGAGGCAGGCGAGGAAUGUGAUUGUGGCUACGAUGAUGGCGAGUGCAAAGAAAAGUGUUGUUAUCCACGAGUAUUGUCUGACAUUGAUAAACUAAACAGUGAUGCCAAAAGUUGCAAGAGAAGAGAAAAGACUCAGUGCAGUCCCAGCCAAGGUCCUUGCUGCUCAAGCGAAACAUGCCAAUUCGUUCCACUCUCUCAUAGAGUUCAAUGUAAAGUGGAAUCGGACUGCAGCUACAAUUCUACCUGUAAUGGAAGAUCGCCUGAAUGUCCUGUUCCAUUGCCUAAAGCCAAUAAAACAAGAUGUAACGAAGGAACUCAGUUGUGUAUUAAUGGAGAGUGCACUGGAUCGAUUUGUCUAGAAUGGAAUAUGACAGAAUGCUUUUUGACUAGUAAUAUUAUUCCUAAUAUUGACAAAAGGAAAUUGUGCGAGUUGGCAUGUCAAAAUGGAACCGAUACGACAACUUGUCGUAGUACUAGUGAAUUCGCUAAUAUUGUUGGACUACCUGAAGGUGGAAUUAGUUUGAGGCCUGGUUCACCGUGUGACAAUUUUCAAGGUUAUUGUGACGUAUUUUUAAAGUGUAGAGCAGUUGAUGCUGAAGGUCCUCUCGCUAAAUUAAAGAAUCUACUUUUUAAUAAAGAUACUUUAUCGACUGUUGCACAAUGGGCCACGGAAUAUUGGUGGGCUGUUGUGUUGAUGGGAAUAGCCUUUAUUAUUUUCAUGGGUUUCUUCAUAAAAUGCUGUGCUGUUCAUACUCCUUCAAAUAAUCCGAAGAAACCACCGGCCAGACGAAUUAGUGAUACUCUAAGAAGGCCUAUGAACACUUUAAGACGCAUGCGACACCCUCAUGGCGGAGGUGCAGGUCCAAGAAGUGUUCCACCAAGACAAGGAGGGCAGGGAACUCGAGGGCCUUCUCAUGGCUAUGGUGAGAGAAGAGGUGCUCAACACUAUCCAAAAGGAUAUCACUCGGUUCCCACAGCUAGUGCGUCACCAAGUAGCGGUCCAGCAGCCAACCACAGUCGUUCCAACCACCCCGAACUGUACGCCGGCGCCUAUUCGAGCUCCGGGGGAGGCGGGAGGUCCUCAGCCUAUGAGAUGAGACAUCACAACAAGGUCUGAUGAAUAUAGACUGCUACUGUAAAAAAAAAUUAAACAAUUUGAUAAUCAGCGUUGUCUAGACUUUCAACAACUAUAUAGUGACAUAAUUUGGCUCAGCAAAUUUUCCAGAAGCGACAAAACGUUGAUCACCAACGAUCAAUUUCUGUAUAAAUACUUGGGUUAACUUUCUGCAAUGAUCUUUUCUGUAAGUGUUGAUUCGUUCGCAGAGAUUACUUACUCUCUUCAAACGAUUUUCCGAAGAAAUUAAUAAUACUCGAUGAUCAAAAUUCGAACAAAGAAGUAAUAAGAUUCAUUUUAAAAUGAUUCAAAAAUCGCCAAGUGCUUUUUUUAUUUGAUUUUUUUUUCUUUUUGAAAAUAUUUGUUUUGUUUUCUUCUUUUGAAAGCAUUUCACUGAAAAAAGAAUAUUUAAUUGUGUCUGCUAAUAAUGAAAAUGUAACAGAAAACAACAAUAUUGUAUAUUAAUCGAUUUAUUUUUGAUACUAUUUUUGAUCAGAAAUUUCGGUUUGAUUUAAUUUUCAACUCACUUUUGUUUAAAUGUGUGACAUUGGAGUUUAUGAAUUUCUUUUCCUUUUUAUAAUUUAUUUAAAGUUGUAGAACAAGAAGCAUGAAGCUGAAUUAAUUAAGUGGGUGCUGAUAUCAGCACCCACUUAAUUAAACUAGGUCCGUAUAUCCCGUAAAGGUCCAUAAAGUCCGUAAUUUGAUAGAAAAAGGACGAAAGUUCGUAAAUUGAACAAAAUAAUUUGGAGAAUUUUA
This is a messenger RNA of Leptopilina heterotoma, 3889 nucleotides long. It is a transcript of the gene kuz, whose product is annotated as disintegrin and metalloproteinase domain-containing protein 10. The coding region runs from base 407 to 3136 and encodes 909 amino acids. Gene Ontology annotation, biological process: membrane protein ectodomain proteolysis; Notch signaling pathway. Gene Ontology annotation, cellular component: plasma membrane. Gene Ontology annotation, molecular function: metalloendopeptidase activity. The transcript has 15 exons. The record is from RefSeq and is a predicted model, not a curated record. Lineage: Eukaryota; Metazoa; Arthropoda; Insecta; Hymenoptera; Figitidae.